UCGAGUCCGCGCAGCGCACCGGGGACCAAUAAUGAGACAGAACAGUCAGUCCAUCAAACACAGACCCUCACGUACCACUGAAAGGGAAUUUGGAGGGACCCUUGGUGCUACAUGUAUCCCCAUCUUUCUUCCCCUGACUGUGCUGUACCUGAGCUGUGUGAGUCGAUCUCCUGCGGCCAGUGUUCUUCAGUGGCCCCCUCCCUUACCCUUCACCGACCAGCUAUGGGACCCUCUGGCCCUCGUAGUCCUGCUCGGCUGGAUCGCUCUGCACAGCUUCCUCUACCUGCUACCAUUAGGAAAGGUGUCUGAAGGAUUAGUGCUGAGGGAUGGAACACGGCUCAAGUAUCCUAUAAACGGUUUUCAUGCCCUGUGCAUCACAGCCAUGUUACUGAUGGCCUUACUGUGUCUGGGGGCUCCUCUGGGGUACCUGUUUGAGCUUAUGUUGCCUCUGGCAGCAAGCGCAAUUGGAGUGUCGUUCCUUCUCUCUUUCUACCUUUACAUUCGGUCCUUCUGGGCCCCUCACCAUGCACUUGCCCUCGGGGGUAACACAGGAAAUCCCCUGUAUGAUUUCUUUAUGGGACGAGAGCUAAACCCUCGGAUUGGAAACUUUGACCUUAAAUAUUUCUGUGAGCUAAGACCAGGUCUGAUUGGUUGGGUUGUCAUUAACUUUGGGAUGCUGAUGAAAGAGGUGGAGCUAAGGGAUGCCCCCUCACUUGCCAUGAUAUUGAUCAACAGCUUCCAGCUGCUCUAUGUGGCAGAUGCUCUGUGGAAUGAGGAAGCUGUUCUUACUACCAUGGACAUUGUACAUGAUGGCUUUGGCUUUAUGUUGGUCUUUGGGGACCUUGCUUGGGUUCCCUUCACUUACAGCCUUCAGGCUGCUUUUUUGGUCGUGCACCCUCAGUCUUUAAGUCUGCUCAGAGCCACAGCUAUAGUCAUACUGAAUGGUAUUGGGUAUUAUAUUUUUAGGAGGUCCAACUCACAGAAGAAUCAGUUCAGACGGGACCCUACACAUCCAAGUGUUUCAAACUUGGAAACAAUCGCCACAGCAACAGGAAAGCGUCUGUUAGUGUCUGGCUGGUGGGGCCUAGUUCGCCAUCCUAAUUACCUCGGUGACCUUCUCAUGGCACUGGCAUGGUCUCUGCCAUGUGGGUUCUCUCAUCUUCUGCCUUAUUUCUAUGUUGUGUAUUUCACUGUCUUGCUGAUUCAUCGAGAGGCUCGUGAUGAGAGGCAAUGUAGGACCAAGUAUGGACUGGCGUGGGACACCUACUGUCGACGCGUGCCCUACAGGAUCUUCCCGUACAUAUACUGAGUGAGAGAUCAACAGGGCUCAGUCCGAACAAACGUGUCUGAGCAGAUUCAGGACCAUAAAACUGAUGACAGUGUGACUUUGUGAGGCAUCACAAACACAGCAGUCUGCAGGGACCUCGGGACGUAAUUUAGUCUUGAUGAGCAGGGCUACAAUUCAGUCAUAGGAAGAUUGUUGACCCAUCAUAAAAAAAAAAUGUUUCGCUCAUAACCAUACAAAACUAUUUUUUCCAUUGCUGAAAGCGUAUUCCCCCCUGAAAUUGCAUCAAAUAUAGUUUCCUAUGAAAUGGAAGGAACAUGGUGGACGGUUGGCGCUCAGAGAGACAGACGCACAGGCCCUGAGAUGAUGGGUUGAAAUCAAAUGACAACAAUAACGUCCCUGCUGUCCAGCUGAAAAUGUACUGUUUUGUGGUCUCUAGGCCAACCUCAGCCGCCAAGAGAUGCGUCUGAUCCCUGUUGGCCAUCUGUGCUUCGUCAUCGGAUUGGUUUAAUCACAAGGUCUCAAACUGCGGUGUGCCCGCACCGGCUUAAGUUGAACUUGCAUUUGCUGAGUCCAUGACGGCCCGGUCCAGAAACCAUGAUGCAGCCACACUAUACUUAUGUGAAACUCGCGUUAGAUAGGAAGAGAUGAGAACAAACAAAAUGUCACAGGGACGCAUUUCAAAAUGGCGCUGCGCAAGGAUCAAACAAUACUUGAAUUUUGUUGUCGAGCUUCUGAGAGGCAUAGAUGUAUUUCCAUAGCACCCUAGGUGUCGCUUAGUAUGUUGUGAGGAGGUUGUGCUGUCAUUUUUCCAGGGUUAAAGUAAACUUCACGUCGGGAAGGUUCUCAUGCAAGCUUCGUUCUUUAAUUGAUUCUUGUGUAGAGUUCAUUCUUUGACAUUUUCAACGAGCUUACCAACCAGUUCUCAUGCUCUUUUGAUCGAUUUCGGCUGAUGUUCACGUUCUGUAUUUUUCGAGAGCCAUUUAUAACCCGCUUACAGGCUUCUGGCCUCGCCUUUGUAUAGGCCUAGCCUUUGCUUAUUAUUUGUUAUUGUGUCAUGUUCAUUUAAUGAAGGGUUUACCUCCUGCUUUCACACAUCUAUUACGAACAUUUGUAUAUUUCCUGUGAGGGAAAAUGUUUCUUUCAAAUAGCCUUAAAACGAAUUUGAUAAAAAUGGUGAAUUAAAAAUUAUAUUCUGUACAUGUUGCUUCAAGCCUCCAUUGUGGAUAUUCCAGCAUCCCGACAGGGGCCUUGAAUCGAGGCCAGUUGUUUUCCUCCCUUAAUUUGUACUGCCAUGUGGGUGCUGGUGGCAAAUCACUAAGAGAACACCCUCUGGAUAGUUAAUGUAAGUGAUACGUCUGUGUUGAGUGCAUUCAUGAGAAAAUGAUUGUACACUUUCAUACUGACUGAUAUCCACUUU
Lampris incognitus (smalleye Pacific opah) is the source of this 2705-nucleotide messenger RNA. RefSeq names its product transmembrane 7 superfamily member 2 (gene tm7sf2). Gene Ontology annotation, molecular function: oxidoreductase activity, acting on the CH-CH group of donors, NAD or NADP as acceptor. The transcript has 11 exons. Lineage: Eukaryota; Metazoa; Chordata; Actinopteri; Lampriformes; Lampridae. Gene Ontology annotation, cellular component: endoplasmic reticulum membrane; nuclear inner membrane. Bases 32 to 1309 code for a protein of 425 amino acids. Gene Ontology annotation, biological process: sterol biosynthetic process. The record is from RefSeq and is a predicted model, not a curated record.